AUGUUACACUGUGUUUCUUGUCUUAUUCUCGGUUUCUUUUUACCAACGCUUGUUGCGGGUUUCUUUAUACCAACGUUUGGUGCGUAUGACAAUUGCAUUGAACAACGUCGUUUCGAAAAAAUAAUAAUAUUCGGUGAUUCAUACUCGGAUCAAGAAAAUGGUUAUAAGUUAACCAAUAAAACAUGGCCUCUGUCACCUCCAUAUUAUCAUGGACGAUAUUGUAACUAUCGUAAUUGGGUUGAUCAGCUAGAAGUACGUGAAAUAAAAAAUUAUGCCUAUCCAGGUGCAACAACUGACAAUAGACAAGUACAAGGCUACACAAAGUUUAAUACUAUUCCUGUUCCUGGAGUUAACCAACAGAUCGAUAAAUAUUUCAAUGAAUACAGCUCAAAUAUCAUUAGUUCUGAAAAGACUCUUCAUAUCAUCUGGGUUGGUGGCAACAACAUACUUUUCAAUCCACUAUUACCAAUACUUGAUAUUGCAAGCAAUCUAACAAACUUAGUGACAAAGUUAUGUGAAAAAAAUGCCAAACAUGUUCUAGUAUUUAAUGUACAACCAGCUCAGUAUAUUCCUGCGCUUUCAACAUAUGCAAAUGCUACUACAUUAACUGAAUUGUCAGCAGCAUUCAACUUUCUUGUAGCUUCCUAUCUACAUGCAAUUCAACAAGUGUGUCCACAAACAUCAAUCAAUAUGUUUGAUAUUAAUUCACUUUUCACGAAAGUUAUUACAGAAGGUCAUGAUUACUUUAAAGAUACAACCAAUAGUUGUUGGACUGAUGUGAAUCCGACUACAAUCAUCAAAAAUUGUAAGGAUCCUAAUAAAAAUGUGUUUCUUGACAAUAUACACGUUACUUAUCCUGUUCAUCAAUUAAUUGCUGAUGUCAUUCAAAAGUUUUUGUGCCCUUCAUAUCAAGUGAACACUGCUAGUUGCUAUAUUCACAAUGUUUAA
Molecule: messenger RNA, 948 nt
Organism: Adineta steineri
Lineage: Eukaryota; Metazoa; Rotifera; Eurotatoria; Adinetida; Adinetidae
Source: the annotation of a GenBank genome assembly